Messenger RNA from Mytilus trossulus (common blue mussel), 819 nucleotides. RefSeq names its product glycosyltransferase 25 family member-like. Gene Ontology annotation, molecular function: procollagen galactosyltransferase activity. NCBI's taxonomy places the organism in Eukaryota, Metazoa, Mollusca, Bivalvia, Mytilida, Mytilidae. The record is from RefSeq and is a predicted model, not a curated record. Bases 1 to 819 code for a protein of 272 amino acids. The transcript has 7 exons.
AUGCCAAUUCCAAAUAUGAAAAAAAGAAUCAACAAAAUUACAGAGCUCCAAUAUAAAUUGAAAAAGGGAAACAUGCAUAAUCCAUCACAAAAAUCAAUGAAAGACUUUAUCGAGGAUUUCCCGCCAGAAUCGAGACAUGCUUUCAAACCAGAUACUAUGAUGUUUGACAAGAUUUAUAUUGUGCAUUUAAAAAGAAGAUUAGAAAGACGACAAAGAUUGGAGAAGGCAGCCGAUGAAAUGAGACUGGACUUUACAUACUUUCAGGCUGUUGAUGGACGGAAUAUGACGUAUGGUGAAAUUGGAUGUGUACUAAGUCAUUAUUAUGUAUUGGAAGAUAUGAUAGUGAAGAAUUACCAAAGAGUUCUGAUACUAGAAGAUGAUGCACAAUUCGUUCCUAUGUUUCGCAAACAAUUGUCAAGGUCGUUUGCUGAUAUAGAAGAGUUUGUGCCUGAUUGGGAUCUUUUAUUUUUGGGACGCAAGCCCAUGAAUGCAACUGCUGAUAAAUAUGUGGAUGGAACGCAUUUUGCGAUGUGGCCAGAUUUUUCCUAUUGGGCGUUAGCGUAUGCAAUCACAAGAAAAGGUGCAAAAAAGAUACUGAAGCAAAAACCAUUACACAAACUAGUUCCAACCGACGAGUUGAUACCACUUAUGUACAAUAGACAUCCAAUGGAAGAAUGGAAGAAACUAUUUUACCCAAAUGAUUUGAAAGCUGUUGCCAUCAACCCUUUGUUAAUUUAUCCGUCAUGGUGGUUCGGGGAAACCAAAUACAUAUCGGAUACUGAAGAUUCUCGCAAAAUGGCUUCUACCUUGGAAACUUGA